Molecule: messenger RNA, 2591 nt
Organism: Pistacia vera
Lineage: Eukaryota; Viridiplantae; Streptophyta; Magnoliopsida; Sapindales; Anacardiaceae
Product: DNA replication licensing factor MCM7
Exons: 16
Coding region: 57-2213 (718 amino acids)
Biological process (GO): DNA replication; DNA strand elongation involved in DNA replication; DNA replication initiation
Cellular component (GO): nucleus; MCM complex
Molecular function (GO): ATP binding; single-stranded DNA helicase activity; single-stranded DNA binding
Source: RefSeq, a predicted model, not a curated record
UUUUUUCUGUUUCAUUCUGCUCUCUUUCUUUCUGUUUCAUUCUGCUAGGGUUCACCAUGAAUAACCUUGACCUCGAUGCAGAUAAAGUUCUGGCGAAGGACUUCCUUUCCAAUUUCGCUGACGCAAAUGGCGAAGCCAAAUACAUUAACAUUCUUCAAGAAGUUGCAAAUCGUAGAAUCCGAUCGGUCCAGAUCGAUCUUGAAGACCUAUUUAAUUAUAAGGAUCUGGAUGAAGAGUUUUUUAGGAGAGUUACUGAGAACACCCGCCGUUAUAUUGGAAUUUUUGCUGCUGCAAUUGAUGAGUUGAUGCCAGAGCCUACUGAGGCAUUUCCAGAUGAUGAUCAUGAUAUACUGAUGACACAGAGGUCUGAGGAGGGAACCGAUAAUACGUACGGUUCUGAUCCACUACAGAAGAUGCCUCCAGAUAUUAAACGAUAUUAUGAGGUUUAUAUUAGAGCAUCUUCGAAGGGGCGUCCAUUCACUAUUAGGGAGGUCAAGGCCUCAUACAUUGGCCACCUUGUAAGGACAUCAGGCAUUAUAACUCGUUGUUCUGAUGUUAAGCCGCUCAUGCAGGUAGCAGUAUAUACAUGUGAAGAGUGUGGUUUUGAAAUCUACCAGGAAGUAACAGCCCGCAUUUUCAUGCCGUUGUUUGAGUGCCCAUCCAAACGUUGUCAAACAAAUAAAACAAAGGGGAACCUCAUCCUUCAACUCAGAGCAUCAAAGUUUCAAAAGUUUCAAGAGGCUAAGAUUCAAGAGUUGGCUGAACAUGUUCCAAAAGGUCAUAUUCCUCGGACUAUGAGUGUUCAUUUAAGAGGAGAACUCACAAGAAAGGUAGCUCCAGGUGAUGUUGUUGAAUUAUCCGGAAUCUUUCUUCCUAUCCCUUACACUGGUUUUAGAGCACUUCGCGCCGGCUUAGUUGCAGAUACAUACUUGGAGGUCAUGUCUGUCACUCAUUUCAAGAAAAGAUAUGAGGAGUAUGAACUCAGAGGAGACGAGGAAGAACAGAUUGCUCGUUUAGCAGAGGAUGGUGACAUCUACAAUAAGUUGUCACGGUCGUUGGCUCCAGAAAUUUAUGGACAUGAAGAUAUUAAAAAAGCUCUACUUCUUCUCCUUGUGGGUGCUCCUCACCGGAAGUUGAAGGAUGGGAUGAAGAUUAGGGGAGACUUACAUAUAUGUUUGAUGGGGGAUCCUGGGGUUGCGAAAAGUCAGCUUCUCAAGCACAUAAUAAAUGUAGCACCCAGGGGAGUUUAUACAACUGGUCGUGGAAGCAGUGGGGUUGGUCUAACUGCUGCUGUUCAGAAAGACCCUGUCACAAAUGAAAUGGUCCUGGAAGGAGGAGCAUUGGUGCUAGCGGAUAUGGGUAUUUGUGCUAUUGAUGAGUUUGACAAGAUGGAUGAAUCUGAUCGUACAGCAAUACAUGAAGUUAUGGAGCAGCAGACUGUUAGCAUUGCAAAGGCUGGAAUCACCACAUCUUUAAAUGCAAGAACUGCUGUUCUUGCUGCUGCUAAUCCAGCAUGGGGAAGAUAUGAUCUACGGAGAACUCCAGCUGAAAAUAUCAAUCUCCCUCCGGCCCUUCUAUCAAGGUUUGAUCUUCUCUGGUUGAUUCUAGAUCGAGCAGAUAUGGAUAAUGAUCUUGAAAUGGCGAGGCAUGUGGUCUAUGUGCAUCAGAAUAAAGAAUCACCAGCUCUUGGGUUUACUCCACUUGAACCAUCUAUCCUCCGUGCAUAUAUUUCUGCCGCAAGAAGAUUGUCCCCUUGUGUUCCAAGGGAACUGGAGGAGUAUAUUGCUGCCGCGUACUCCAGCAUUCGGCAAGAAGAAGCUAAGUCAAAUAGCCCUCAUUCAUAUACAACCGUGAGAACUCUACUGAGCAUUCUCCGGAUAUCAGCUGCAUUAGCAAGACUCCGAUUCUCUGAAACUGUUGCUCAAAGUGAUGUGGAUGAGGCACUUAGGUUAAUGCAGAUGUCAAAGUUCUCUUUGUAUUCUGAUGAUCGUCAGAGAUCUGGUCUGGAUGCUAUCUCUGAUAUCUAUUCAAUUUUGCGAGAUGAGGCUGCAAGGAUAAACAAGUUAGAUGUGAGCUAUGCCCAUGCACUCAACUGGAUUUCAAGAAAGGGAUACAGUGAAGCACAGUUGAAAGAAUGUCUGGAGGAAUAUGCAGCACUAAACGUUUGGCAGAUACAUCCCCAUACAUUUGAUAUCCGCUUCAUUGAUGCUUGAUAUGCCCUUCUUGUUAAUCAUUUGGAGGCGGCUAUGCAUUUCCAAAAAUUGAAGGGUUUAGUCAACUGGGUUUUAAAAUAUUAUUCAAUGGGGAGUAUUACUUCAUAUCUUUUGCUUGACUUGUAACCGAACUUAACAUUGCUUCAAAGGUUUCAAAAAUUAUUAGUGCUAGUUAGAUUUCUAGACUUCAGUUGCUAGAGCUGUUUGUAUUGUAUUGAGAUCUGAAAUCGGGAAGUACAUUCAAGAAUUAUUUAGUGCUAGUUAGGAUUGUAGACUUUAGUUGCUAGAGUUUGUUUGUAUUGUAGUGAGAUCUGAAAUUGGGAAGUAAAUGCUAUAUGGAAUUGUAUUAACAUUAUAAAAAAAAAACAUUGAAGCCUG